This is a messenger RNA of Neurospora tetraspora, 1463 nucleotides long. RefSeq lists its product as uncharacterized. The transcript has 2 exons. The record is from RefSeq and is a predicted model, not a curated record. Lineage: Eukaryota; Fungi; Ascomycota; Sordariomycetes; Sordariales; Sordariaceae. Bases 124 to 1212 code for a protein of 362 amino acids.
UGCUAAGAGUAUCAUCGGAUAAUAUAAUAUAACUCGGUUGGUCAUCUGGGUUGGCUUCGCUAUCGUACACGGACAAAACUCUUGGAUGGGGUCUUCUUGUUGUUCUUGGAGGUAAAAAUCCCAAUGAUGCCCCCAGUAAUAUUCAUUUCCCACACCUUGAAUGGCCUACCAGUUCUACCACAUCUUUGGGCAUUGUCCCUUGUUUGCCUUACCAAAGAUGAAUUUCGCAUGCAUGUCUACAAUCAGAUUGCCAGCUGGCUUGCACCCGCGUCAGGCAGGCACCAUCACAACACUUCGUUACCCUUAUAUCUUAGUUUACUGCAUUUUUCCUUUAAAGUCCGUCGGUCCAUUUCAUGUCCUCAACUCACUCCCUUCCCUAGGGGCAUCAAUUCAUUCACCCUUUCCUCAGCUACCGUACCUAGCAACACAAACAUGACCACCUCUACCUCUACCUCCAACAAAAACAACACCUUCCACCUCUUCCCCUACCUCCCCUGGGAGCUCCGCGCCCGCAUCUGGGAACUAACCAUCUCGCCACGCACCGUCUCCCUCAACAUCAGACACCGCCUCCUUCAAAGGGACUACGACGAUAAAAAAAACUGGGUCCUGCCGAAACUACUAUUCACAUCCACUCCCAUCCCAGCAGCGCUCCAUGCCUGUCAAGAAGCCCGCAAUCACCUAACCCACCCCUUAACCGCAUGCGGCGGCGCAAACGGAUACGGAUACGGAUACUACGAGAAGAUGUCCUCAUCCGACCUCAUGAACGCGCAGCAGCAGCAGCAGCCGUGGUCGUGGGAAGAAGAAGAGAGAAUCCCUUCAAUUUCCCCCUACAUCUGGGUGAACUUUGAGGUCGACAUGAUUGACAUAGGCGUUAAACGUUUUGGUUUUUCUGGACGGCACUCAAAAAACUACGCUUCCAAGAUUAGACGGGUCAGAUUUAAGCCUAUGGCGGCUUGUCUGGCCUUUGAAGUCCUGACGCCGGGUGGUGUGUAUAGCUUUCCGAAUGUGAAGGAAGCCGAGAUAGACUGCCCUGCUGGUACCUCUAUAGCCGGAUGGGCCGAUCAUCUGCCGUGGAAUAUGGUGGGAGAUUUGGUUUGCGGGGUGAAGGAUGUGGUGUUUAGAGAUCCCCUGGGGAAGAUGAUGACGCUUGCGGAGAUUAUUGGGGAGUUUCCGGAGGGCCGCCCGCCCGGGUAUGCUCCUUCUAAUAACUGAUCAGUUGACUACGCUGUCGCGUAUGAAUACAAGUUAUCCCUAUGUGUGUUUGUUGCUCCGUCCAGGAAUCUUACGAACCAUCCUCGAUGCGCAUGUAUGCCUAUCGCAGGACCGGCUGACGCUCAUCCUCAAGUCAAAGAUUCCAACACCUUGGACGAUCUACCAGUUCUACCACUUGGGUAUCUCUCAAAAACUCCAUCCGAGGCGCACCUAACCCUGUUUUAGCCUACCGACCCUUGGUGUGUAAACCC